Molecule: messenger RNA, 876 nt
Organism: Ylistrum balloti
Lineage: Eukaryota; Metazoa; Mollusca; Bivalvia; Pectinida; Pectinidae
Product: cytochrome c oxidase subunit 4 isoform 1, mitochondrial-like
Exons: 5
Coding region: 78-707 (209 amino acids)
Biological process (GO): mitochondrial electron transport, cytochrome c to oxygen
Source: RefSeq, a predicted model, not a curated record
ACUUUGAACGCUCGCGAGAUUUUGUCGGUCUCUCCUCCAUUUUUGCCCCCGAGUACAGAUCGUGGUGAAAAGCCAAAAUGAGUGGGCAGAUAAUCUUGAGGCGACUGGUAAAUAAUAUACGAUGGCAUCAAGUUCGAUCUUGUUCAGCUGUGGUCAAACCAACUGAAGUGAAAAUCUAUCCUAUGGAGCAGAUGAGUGUAGAAAUGAAGGAUCGCCAUUAUCCUGUUGUUGGUGAACGAGAUAUCGUAGGACAUGGAUUGGGUAAUGAAGGCAACUAUGUUGAUGAUCAUGAAUGGCCAUGUACUGGUGUACGUUUCAAGGCAAACACACCAGAAAUUUUGGCUAUGAGAGAGAAGGAGGAGGCCGACUGGAGUAACCUCACAGUAGAAGAUAAAAGAUUCUUAUACAGAGCUUCUUUUGCCCAUACAUUUGAAGAAAUGUUAGCUCCAACUGGUGAAGUCAAGAGACAAAUCAUCAUAUUUUUAUUUGGAUGCUUGAUGACACAAGUGUUCUUGUGGGUUCAAGAUUACAUCAUUCUCCCACGUCCAUCUGCUAUGUUGAACAAAGGAGGAAUAGAGGCUAUUUUGCAGACAUUAAUCAGAGACAGACGUGGAAUUUUGUCUGGCAUCUCUAGCCAAUAUGAUUAUGAAAAGGGAGAGUAUAAACCAGGAAUGGAACCAAAAGGUACCGGCAGUCUUGAAGAUUGAAAGCAAGGAACUGUUGAAGGUUCAGUGGAGCCAGUAAUAAGUGUGAAUUGGAGAACAUUUGACUUAUAUGAGAUGUUGUAUAAGGAACUGUUAUACUACACAGUUUUGGUUUUUUGACUGUGAAUUAAAAUUGUGAUAGAAUACAGCAUGUAUUCUUUUUAAUAGAGUA